AUGUAUACACGCUUGGAAUGCACCCCCAAUGCCCUCAAGCGCGCAACAAACCAUCCCUUCCUCGCCUCCGCAGGCCGGGGCACCCUCCCAAAAGCCCAACUAAGCCAAUGGCUCUCCCAAGACCGCCUAUACGCCCAAUCCUACAUCCGCUUCAUAGGCCUCCUCCUCUCCAAAAUCCGCCUCCCAACCCAAAACCCAACGACCCCAACCCCGCAAACCCAAAGCCCCGAACAAAACGCCAUAACCGUCCUCAUCGACGCCCUCGUCAACAUCCGCACAGAACUCUCCUUCUUCGAAAAAACAGCAACAGACUACUCCCUCGACCUAACCGCCAUCUCCGCCGAAGAAGGCGGCUGCACCCUAACCUCCUGCGGCCAGGGCUCAGACAUAACCGUCUCAGCCGGGAUCUCCUCCACCGGCUCAGCGAGCUGUCCGGGUCUCACGGGCGGCGACGACGGAGGUCCACAGAAGAACGGUAACCCUGGUGCUUGUGUCCCGUCGACGGGAGAGGGUGUCGCGCCCGGACACGGCCUGUGUCAGAGUCAGGGCGAGUGUCAGAUGCCUGGGGGCGAGGUUUGUGCGCCUGGGCCGCAGUUUAAUGAGUCUGGACGCGGCAUGGAGCCGGUUGGGGCGGAUGUUGGAGGGAACGGGGGUUUGCAGGGUGUGGGGUUUCGAUUUUGGAGGGGUUGGCGGUAUUGUGGGCUACGGAGGUUUGUUAUCUUCGGGCUUGGAGGUUUGCGGCGGGGGUGUAUGCGGGAGGAUGGGGAGAAGGAUUAUAAGAAGGAUGCGGAUGGGGGUGCGUUGAGGGAGAGGUUUAUUCAGAAUUGGGCGAGUGUUGAGUUUGAGGGGUUUGUUGAUCGGAUUGGGGAUGUGGUUGACGAGAUGGCGGGGCAGAUUAAGGGGGCGGAGGAGUUGGAGAUUACGCGGGGAAGGUGUUUGGAGUGGUGGAGGCAGAUUGUUUGGUUGGAGGAGAACUUUUGGCCGUCUGUUGCUGAAUGA
Penicillium mononematosum is the source of this 999-nucleotide messenger RNA. Its product is annotated as putative transcription regulator PAB1642. Bases 1 to 999 code for a protein of 332 amino acids. The record is from RefSeq and is a predicted model, not a curated record. The transcript has 3 exons. NCBI's taxonomy places the organism in Eukaryota, Fungi, Ascomycota, Eurotiomycetes, Eurotiales, Aspergillaceae.